Molecule: messenger RNA, 1045 nt
Organism: Erigeron canadensis
Lineage: Eukaryota; Viridiplantae; Streptophyta; Magnoliopsida; Asterales; Asteraceae
Product: 36.4 kDa proline-rich protein-like
Exons: 2
Coding region: 31-807 (258 amino acids)
Source: RefSeq, a predicted model, not a curated record
UAUUAUCACUUCACUUACAUUCACCAAAAUAUGGAGUCCUCUAAUAAGCUUACUGCUUUUUUCUUGAUUUUAAUGUUCUUUGUUUCUUCAGCAAGUCCUGUUGUUCUUGAUUGUGGUCAUUGUGGCAAACCAAAAACACCUGCUAAACCAACACUACCUCUUCCGCCACUUCCCACACUUCCCCCUGUCAAGCCAACACUACCUCUUCCACCACUUCCCACACUUCCACCGGUGAAGCCAACAUUGCCAACACUCCCACCACUCCCCGUCCCUCCGGUCAAACCAACAUUGCCAACACUCCCCAUCCCUCCGGUCAAACCAACGCUGCCAACACUACCUCUCCCACCAGCUGUCCCCAAACUCCCUCUCCCACCAGUCCCAAAACUCCCUCUCCCACCUGUCCCAAAACUGCCACUCCCCAACCUUCCUCUCCCGCCACUUCCUGUACUUCCUCCUGCCACACCAGCGCCAACAGUCACCCCACCAAAAGGCAAACCCUGCACACCAGCAAAGCCGCCUACGUCAAAGCCAGCGCCAUCACCAUCUGCAACAUGCCCAAUUGACACACUAAAAUUGGGAGCAUGUGUGGACCUUCUAGGUGGAUUAGUCCACAUUGGACUUGGUGACCCUGCGGUUAACAAGUGUUGCCCAAUUAUUGCUGGACUAGCCGAGUUAGAGGCUGCCGUUUGCUUGUGCACAACACUAAAGCUUAAGCUUUUGAACCUCAAGAUUUAUCUACCAAUUGCUCUUCAAUUGCUUGUUACUUGUGGCAAGACCCCUCCUCCUGGUUACACUUGCUCUAUCUAAUUAAAAAGCUCCCAAUUACCCAGGAGCUAAUUAGUUGAUGAACGCAUCGAUGAAAUCGCCCUGAUAGGAUCGAUCAAACUGUUAAUUCGGAUUUGCCUAUGGAUUUCUCUUUCAUUUGUUGGUCAACAUUUUUUUAUAAGAAGAUUAUUGUUUUGUGGUGUGUUUAUUUAUUUGUGUAAGGAAUAGCAGCAUCAUUUCAUUCAAGGGAACUAUUCAAGGAUGUUCUUUAAUUACUAAA